AUGGUCCGCUCGGACAAGAAAUGCGAUGGGUGUUGGACAUGUCGACUUCGCCGAAAAAAAUGCGAUGAAGCACGACCUGAAUGCGCCAAUUGCACUGGACUACAAAUUACUUGCCAUUAUGGCGGGCUGAAACCCGAUUGGCUUGAUGGAGCUGAGAAGCAAGAGGCUAUGGCUACCAAAAUCAAAUCUCAGAUCAAACAACAAGCCGGCUAUCGUCGAGAGAGACAUCACGCUUCUGCAGUAUCCAUGAACUUUGCGGCGACCGCCCAAGGAAGGGAAGAUUCCGAAUUCGUCAAUCUCAUCCCGAGACAUGACCUCUCUUCAAAUGAACCGAGAUCCCAUAUUGAUGCGACGUGGCCAAAUGCGGCAGUCAAAUUAGGAUACGAUAGCCAAGACUCGAUUAGAGUCGACCCGAGUACACACAAAGUUCCCGAGACUCUACCAGGAUUCAACUUCGCAAGUAGUCCCCAGUUGGAGUCCAGGCCUGGCUUAGAGACGCUCUCGUCUUGGGGAGAAGAUGAGAUGAACCAUCUCAUGAGAUACUUGGAUCAUGUGUUCCCGUUUUUAUUCCCAUUCUACCGAACCAGUCUGCUUGAUCCCGGGCGCGGUUGGAUCUUCCAAUUUGUUGCACAGAGCCGAGUCGCUUUUCAUUCAGUAAUCGGUGUAAGCGCUUAUUUUUUCAGCGUUGCUUUAAGUGAAAAGUAUUCAGGACGCGAGCAUGAAAUGUGCAAGACAGUAGUCUGGUCCAAACUCAUACAACAAGCGGAUAUGUGCUUCGAUAUGUUGCAACAGGAUAUACAAGAGCUGAACGAUCGGGGCGAUGAAGCAGAUCUGUUAGAUAAAGUGCGAGUCAUGGAGAGUAUUGUCCAAUUUCUCAUUUUCGAAACAGCAGUAGGAAGGUCGGCCAACUGGGGUAAUCAUUUAUCGCCUACCGUCGCUCUCUUCCGGGACAUAUUACAAAAUCACGGUGUGAACAAUUCAGUAUCUCCAUUAGUCGAUAUUCUGAGCAAAAUUGCUCAGCGUCCGUUGUAUGCCCUCAAGAAAGACCAUUAUGUUUGGGACAACAGACAAGAAUGCUUUCGGUUCUUCGCCGGUAUUCUUCUCUUCAUUGACAUUAUAGCGAGCACCUCUCUCGGAUGGCCACCACAGCUACUGGAGUAUCAUCCACAGUUUCUCACCAACGCAGAUGAUGGAGAAUAUAUUAAGGGUGAGACUACUAUUCGGCUAUCUCGACUUGUCGGCUGUCACAAUUGGGCCAUUCGUGUCGUUGCAGAGAUCUCAGCCUUGGAUGCCUGGAAAAAGGAGAACCAGAGAACGGGCAGCUUUUUUGGGACAGAAUUGGCUGAACGUGCACGCCACAUUGAUCAAAUUCUUGAGGAGGGUAUGUCACAUGUGGAUAAUGAUCGCACCACUGAUACAGUAACGUCGACAAAGAUCUGGGCUUACGCGGCAAAAAUAUACCUCGCCGUAGUUAUCUCCGGGUGGCAGCCAAUGUUGCCAGAGGUGCGGUCUGGUGUAGCACAUGCGCUUCAUUUAUUACAGACAGUGGUUGGUUCCUCACACUUGCGAGUACUCGCCUGGCCGCUCUGUGUCGUUGGUUGCAUGGCUGAGCGCGCUCAGGAGCAACCCUUUCGAAAUCUCUUCUCCGAGUUGGAUAAGACCGCUUUGAUUGGGAUAUUGGGCGAGACACUUCGCGUCAUGGAGAGCGUUUGGAAAAAUCGAGGAAACAUGAGCAGCGAAAUGUGGGAUGUAGAGGCAUGCUUGAAUGUUUUCGGCACACCAGUUCUACUGGCGUAG
Molecule: messenger RNA, 1797 nt
Organism: Trichoderma aggressivum f. europaeum
Lineage: Eukaryota; Fungi; Ascomycota; Sordariomycetes; Hypocreales; Hypocreaceae
Product: transcriptional regulator family: Fungal Specific TF
Exons: 2
Coding region: 1-1797 (598 amino acids)
Biological process (GO): regulation of DNA-templated transcription
Molecular function (GO): DNA-binding transcription factor activity, RNA polymerase II-specific; zinc ion binding
Source: RefSeq, a predicted model, not a curated record